Thamnophis sirtalis is the source of this 1401-nucleotide messenger RNA. RefSeq names its product autophagy related 12 (gene ATG12). NCBI's taxonomy places the organism in Eukaryota, Metazoa, Chordata, Lepidosauria, Squamata, Natricidae. Gene Ontology annotation, biological process: protein lipidation involved in autophagosome assembly; autophagosome maturation; piecemeal microautophagy of the nucleus. Gene Ontology annotation, molecular function: Atg8-family ligase activity. Gene Ontology annotation, cellular component: autophagosome membrane; phagophore assembly site membrane; cytoplasm. The record is from RefSeq and is a predicted model, not a curated record.
UGCUCCUAAUGUCAGAUGUUGAGAAAGGGACGGGGGAGGGGCACCACUUCCGCUUUGCCAUCACUAUGUCGGAGACCAGCGAGAAGCCGGAGACGCUGCCGGUUGCUGCGGCUCCCGGCUGUUCUCCCGAGGAAGGGGGCCGAGGGGAAGGUGGGGAGGAAGAAACCUCUGAAAAUGGAGGAGGAGGCGUCGCGGCGGGAGCGCUCGACGCGACUCCCCCCUCGGCUCUUUCCCCGGUGGCCGAAGAACCUACGGGAGACACGAAGAAGAAAAUUGAUGUGUUGCUCAAAGCUGUUGGAGAUACUCCUAUAAUGAAGACCAAGAAAUGGACUGUAGAAAGAACUCGAACAAUACAAAGCCUAAUUGACUUCAUCAAAAAAUUUCUCAAACUUUUGGCAUCUGAACAGCUGUUUAUUUACGUGAAUCAGUCCUUUGCUCCUUCACCAGAUCAGGAGGUUGGAACAUUAUAUGAGUGUUUUGGAAGCGAUGGCAAACUUAUAUUGCAUUAUUGUAAAACCCAGGCCUGGGGAUGAAUUAAUAGCUACAGUUGCUUAAGACUAUUAGAUAGUGGAUUGUCUAAAAUAAUCUUCAGAGACAUUCCCCAUGGACAAAUGAAAGAAAUGUCUGCACUACUUCUUUUUCUUCUUCUUCUCUUUUCUCUGUAACAGCAUAGGAGAAAAGUACAGAAACACAUACUGAGGAAUGUUUAUAGUACAAUUUCUUUGAUGAUUUUCUUGCAGAAAUUAAUCUGCCAUCUUUACAGCUGAAUUUAGCAUUUAUUGUUCCAAGAUUUGGCAUGUCUGUUCCUGGGAAACAGGUUCAUGCCUGACAUGGAGAGUACAUUUCAGCAAGCUGCGUGGAGUUUACAGUCUCGCUCUUUGAAGGCGCUUUAUUGUAUAUGGAAAGCUUAAAAGCAUCUACAUCUGAGAUAAAUGUACACAUUUUCUAUUUGGUCUUGUCUGUGAUUCUUUAUUUUAAAUGCAAUUUAUCACACUCUCUAAAUGAAACAUGCAGUAAAUGUUCUCACCAUGUAUAUCUCAAUAGGUGCUGAUGAGCAAAACUCUGGUCUGCACACCUUCUAUUAUCAUAAACUUCAUUUCAACUUACUUUUUUUUUCUUUUUUGGUUUUAAACAGAACUUUGCCAAACAUUACUUCUCCAUGCACACAGAAAACAAAUUUCCCUGUAAUUUUUGCAUUCUUUUUUGAAGUCUAUAAGUGGAAAAUAAUCACAUUCUUCUAAUUAAGCUCAGAUACAAUCUUCAUACAUUAAAUUUGAGAACCACUUCAAAAGCAAACCACAUUCAGCAUUCUUUCUCAUCCAUGGUAUAAAUAUUUUUUCUAUUGUGUGGCCUUUACUUCUUUCCAUUUAUAUGUUAAUCCAAAUGUUAUGUGCAAAGCCA